UGUUUAAGGCGCGCUGUAAAUGUGGCGGAGUUGCCCGCAGCUGGCGCUCAGCCUCUUCCUUAGUUCCUUUCUCUCAAACUGAUUGGUCUUCUUAGAUGCUAGCCCGCAACCUCAAGAGAGGGAAGAUUAUAACUGUCAGAGCUGUUUAACUUAUGGUUAGCUGAUGAGUUCUGCUGACACUUUCUUAAAUACCUUCUUGCACCAAGGUCUUCAUUGAAAAGAGUUAAGAAAAAGCGGGUAGGAGAGGCAGCAUUCACACUUGCUAUGGCCGUCCCCAUAACAGUGCUUGACUGUGACCUCUUGCUGUACGGCCGGGGUCACCGGACUUUGGACCGUUUUAAGCUGGAUGAUGUGACCGAUGAAGACUUGAUGUCCAUGUAUGGGUUUCCUCGACAGUUCAUUUAUUACCUGGUGGAGCUCUUGGGGCCGAGUCUUUCUCGACCUACCCAGCGGUCCAGGGCCAUCAGCCCGGAGACACAGAUUCUUGCAGCCCUAGGCUUUUAUACCUCAGGCUCCUUCCAGACCCGAAUGGGAGACGCUAUUGGAAUCAGCCAGGCCUCUAUGAGUCGGUGUGUUGCCAAUGUCACCGAAGCACUGAUGGAAAGAGCUUCCCAAUUCAUUCGCUUUCCCGCUGAUGAAGCCUCUGUGCAGGCUCUGAAAGAUGAAUUCUACGGGCUGGCAGGGAUGCCAGGGGUGAUUGGCGUGGUUGACUGUAUCCACGUGGCAAUCAAGGCACCAAAUGCUGAAGACCUCUCCUACGUGAACCGCAAAGGUCUGCAUUCUCUAAACUGCCUGUUGGUGUGUGAUAUCAGAGGGGCGUUAAUGACCGUGGAGACAAGCUGGCCUGGCAGCCUACAGGACUGUGCUGUGCUGCGACAGUCCUCCCUCAGUAGUCAGUUUGAAGCUGGGAUGCAUAAGGAUAGUUGGCUUCUUGGUGACAGUUCCUUUUUUCUCCGCACCUGGCUCUUGACCCCACUUCCUGCCCCGAAAACUCCCGCGGAAGAUCGCUAUAACCUGGCUCACUCUGCGACCCACAGCGUGAUGGAGAAGACUCUGCACACGCUGUGCUCCCGCUUCCGCUGUCUGGACGGCUCCAAGGGAGCGCUGCAGUACUCGCCAGAGAAGUCCAGCCACAUUGUCGUGGCCUGCUGCGUCCUGCACAACAUCUCCCUGGAGCACGGCAUGGACAUCUGGUCCUUGCCUAUGGCAGGGCCCGUGCAGCAGCCCCUGGAGGAGGAGUAUGAGCCCAUGGAGUCUCUGGACCUAGAAGCUGACCGCAGCCGCCAGGAGCUGUUGCUGGCUCAUUUCAGCUGAUGGGGAGAUUUCCAGAGGGAACUUUGGCAAGCUUUUUCACGCACUCCCACCUUUGUGGCUGUCAGCCAGCGUGACUGAGUAUGCAGAAACUUGUCAUGAAUCAACACUGCAUCUUGUGUCUUAUAGAGCUGGGGCUGUACCAGAAUGUCGUGAUUCCAGCCAGGUGGUGGGGCGGGCCUGUAAUCCCAGCAUUUGGGAGGCUGAGGCAGGAGGAUCACUGUGUAUUUGAGACCAGCCUGGGCUACAUGGUGAGUUCAAGGCCUGAACUACAGAGCAAGCCUCAAUCUCAAAACCCCAAAAACCAAAAUUAGGGAAUCUGUUGAUUCUUUGCAGAUGGGUUAACUAAACCAAAGCCAAGAUGGUGGUCUCUGCUACCCAGUAAACUCCAGGUCAAGCUUCAUUUAAAAGGUCACUGAUAGUGAACACAGUUGGGCUUAAAAGUCACAGGAAAGGGGAAAACAGUGCUUAGCCAAAACACCUGUUUGGUUUUGAUGAUCUGGAAAUUACAAAUAAAAAUAGUAUUUGUACUGAA
Messenger RNA from Chinchilla lanigera (long-tailed chinchilla), 1846 nucleotides. It is a transcript of the gene Harbi1, whose product is annotated as harbinger transposase derived 1. Lineage: Eukaryota; Metazoa; Chordata; Mammalia; Rodentia; Chinchillidae. The record is from RefSeq and is a predicted model, not a curated record. The coding region runs from base 265 to 1314 and encodes 349 amino acids. The transcript is spliced from 3 exons.